GAACUAAACCUGGUUCUGGUAAAAACUCAUGAACCGGUUUAGUCCCGGAUUCGACACCGGGGAAAUAAAACGCAAAAAAAAGUUAACCGGAAGAAAAAUAAGAACGGAAAACGAAGGUGUAGGUUCGGAGCCCGGGGGAGAGGAUCCAGAACCCGGAGGUCCGGGUCCAGGAGGAGGAGGCGUGUGUCCUCAUGUAGCUCCGCCAGGUCAUGUAAGGACACGCGCGGCCAACCGUGUCUGAAACCAGUCCCCGGGUCGGUUUAACAGCGGGUAACCCCACGGUUCGACCGCCGGUCCGUGGACAGACGCAUCCCGUUCACACGGGGCCACCGUGGGCCGGAUCCCGCCCUAAAAACGCCUAAAAACAACAGUUUGUUCGAAUACGGGAGCGCCGAGUCGCCGCGGAAUGACGUCAUCGCGUAUCACCGACUGAUGACGCCGUGUGAUCAUUAAAAAUCUGCCGUUAAAAAAUAUCCGAGAAUUGGGUCAAAGCGGAACCGCGGCACUGGCGGAACCCAGGACAACGGCCGGCCUCCGGGGAUACGAGCAGACGAAGCACCGAGCGGAACACAAAGGGACCGGUUCGGCCGCGGAGGGACGAGUCCGGCGGAUCCAGCAUCUGCGGCCGUUAGACCGGUCCGUCCGCCGGGAUCCAGACCCCGCACCAUCGAACCGCUCCGCCGCCUAGUCCCGGCCGGACUGGGGCUCAGGCUCAGCCGCCGACGGAAACGCACCGGUGUGUCCCACCUGGAGGUUCCGCCGCCCAAACCCAGGAAAUCCUUCCGCCGCCUCGUCCCUCAGCCUGGCGGCAACACGGCGCACGUUCAGCCCCGAACCAAUCAGCUGAAGCUUCCAAACCUGCAGUAUGUGAUGUCAUCACGGCGUCCGAAUCCUGAGUAGAAGAAAAACGCCGCCUGGUUUCACGAUGUCAAGCCGCCGUAAGUCGACCACGCCCUGCAUGGUCCUGCCCUCCGACGUGGAGGAGGCGGAGCCGACGGACAGGCCGGAGGAGGAGCAGGAGGAGGAGGAGGAGGGGAGGACGAAGGAGGCAGAGGAGGAGGCGCUGGUGGGGGAGGAGCUGAGCCAGGCUGUGGUGGUGGUCCCGACCCCCCCAGACACAGAUGAACCCAGUGUCUCCGCCGUAGACGACGCUGACAUGAACUGUCCAUCACUGACACGCAGUCACAUGACCCCCCCCGACGAGUCGCACGGUGACCAGCCCGGCCUCGAGCUGCCGUGCGACGCCCCCGAGGAGGGAGGGGCCGACCCCACAAAUGUCGCCGCCAUCUCCCUCAGCAAGACUCCCAUCAUGAGGAUGAAAACCAAGGCGGAGCCUAAGAGGAUUGCCGUGUCGCUGAAGUCUGCGGACGAGGCGGUGGAGGGAUACGGCGGAGGCAGUGAAGGGGAGGUGGGCGGGGAACAGGAGCCCAUCGAGGCCCCCCUGGGGCCCAUGACGCCCGUGGAGAUGCUCCUGCACGACUCCAUGAAGCUUGGAGGAGGAGGAGGUCUGCUGGUCGGCCAACACUCAGAGCAGCCACGCAAGUCAUCUAUCCUAAACCCAUCGGUUCUACCUGCAGGACUCGCACAGGUGCUGUCGGCCUUCCAGGCCCAGCAGAGCGCUGCGGCGGCAGUCCAACCCCAGCUCCUGAUCCCUCUGAGCAGCAUCCCGUCGUACAGCGCCGCCAUGGACACCAACCCCUUGCUGGGCAGCACCUACAAGAAGUUCCCGUACCCGUCCAUGGCAGAGAUCAGCAGCCUGGCAGCGCAGACCCAGUUCACAGAGGAGCAGAUCAAGGUGUGGUUCUCCGCUCAGCGGCUGAAGCACGGCGUGAGCUGGACGCCCGAGGAGGUGGAGGAGGCUCGGAGGAAGCAGUUCAAUGGAACGGUUCACACGGUGCCUCAGACCAUCACUGUCAUCCCUGCGCAUCAGCUGUCGGCCGCCGCCAACGGCCUGCAGUCCAUCCUGCAGACCUGCCAGAUCGUGGGCCAGCCCGGCCUGGUCUUCACUCAGGUGGGCCCAGGCGGGAACCUUCCAGUGACCACGCCCAUCACGCUGACAGUGGCGGGGCUGCCCAGCCAAUCACAGAGCUCCAGCAGAGUCUCCUGCCAGCCCACGGCAUCGAGCAGCGAACUGAAACGGGCGACCACUGUCCAACCACCGUCUCUGUCUCCACAGGAGAACUCGGCCCUGAGCGCUGAUAGCUUCGCCAUGAGGCCUAAGAAGUCCAAAGAGCAGCUGGCGGAGCUGAAGGCCAGUUACCUGAAGAACCACUUCGUCAGCGACGCUGAAAUUGCGCGUUUGAUGAAACUGACGAACCUGACGAAGGGAGAGAUCAAGAAGUGGUUCAGCGACACCAGGUACAACCAACGCAACUCCAAGAACAGCCACGUCAUUGUGUUCCAUGAUGGGGGGGUCAGAGGAGGCGGAGCCUGCAGCAGCAGCGCCAGCACCACCAUUGUUAUCGACUCCAGUGAUGAGACCCCCGUGUCCCCCCACCCACCGCGAACCCCCCCGGUGAAGGAGAAGGAGUCACGGCCCAAAACCUGGAACCCGUUCCCAGACUUCACUCUGCAGAAGUUUAAGGAGAAGACGCCAGAGCAGCUGGUGGUGUUGGAGGAGAGCUUCGAGAAGAGUGGCACACCGUCGGACGAGGAACUGAGCCGCCUGCGGACCGAGACCAAACUGACGCGACGGGAGAUCGACGCCUGGUUCACCGAGAGGAGGAAGAUGCCCUCUGCCAACGCCUCCUCCCCUGAGUCCUCUGAGGGAGGGAAGAUGGAGGCGGGAGACGGGGGAGGACCCACCACCUCGCCCUCGGCCUCCUCUCGAAAAGGCAGCCAGACUCCGCCCGGCGGCCGCGGUCGUCCCCCACCUGUUGCCAGUGGCGCUAGCAAAGACCUCAAGGAUAAAAGUAAGAAGUCACCAGAGCAGCUCCACAUUCUGAAAAGUGCCUUCGUCCGAACGCAGUGGCCGACGCCAGAGGAGUACGACCAGCUCGCCGAGGAGAGCGGCCUCCCACGCUCGUACAUCGUCAGCUGGUUCGGUGACUCGCGGUACUCUUGGAAGAACGGGAACCUCAAAUGGUUCUUCCAGUACCAAAGCGGGAACAUGGAGGGGCAGGGUGGCGGAGGGGGCAUUAAAAUGGGAGGCGGUCGUAAAAGACGUGGCCGGAAUCGCGGCUGGGGGCGUUCCCGAACACGUAAGCAGCCGAGGCGGUCUGCCUCCACCAACGCAGACACUGACAGAUCUCCACCAGUGAAGAAAUACAAGAGUGGAAGGGAGAUUCUGAAGGAAUACUACCUGAAGUACCGCUUCCUCAACGAGCAGGACCUGGACGAGCUCGUUACCAAGACCAACAUGAGCUACGAACAGGUGAGGGAGUGGUUCGCCGAGGUCCAGCGGCGCGUGGACAUGGGCGGUGAUCCCUUCCAGGAGGCAAGGGGGCGGGCGAUCGGAGAUGAAGGCGAAGACAACGAUGGAGAUGAUCCGCAGGAGGAGGCAUCGACCGCCAGCGAGGAGCAGAGCGGCACUGGGAUGGGAGAUGACAAUGAGGAGGAUGACGAUGGUGACGACACUGAUGACAGUGAGGUUUGGGAACCGUCACGUAGCGUCCGAAAGUCACUGUCGGUGUCCGAAGACUAGAGAUGGAAGACUGAGGUCACAGGAUGUGGUUGAUGCUGGAAAACUUUUAGCUUAACCAAGAUUUUUGCCACUGAUGUGCAUGUGUCUUCAUCUGUUCAAACCCGUUUACUGUAUUUUCAGACUGAGAUGAACACGUGGAUUAUUAGCUUUAGUGCAAAUGUACGUUAUGGGAUGGAUGUACUGAGGAACAGCAACAGAUGCAAAUCACAUGAGAAAGACUCGAUGGAAAACACUGCAGAUCUGAAGCAGAAAACCAAACAUUAUUUUAGCUUAAAAAACAGCUGUUGCACAAUUUUGUCAAAGUAAUACCAUGAAGUGCAAUCUUCAACCAGAGUUGAAGAUUUAAACUUUUACCGUAAACCUGCUAAAUGCAGACACAUGGUCGAGGGGUUCACCAACGCUGACUGUUGAAGAGACUCUGGGCGUAUCCAGAGUAAUGGUGCGAUGCUGCAUUUGUUUGACCGUCGUGGACAAAGUCCCAGCUCUGUCCAGACGGCCUGUAGACGACCUGUGUUGGUGACAUUUCCAGGUAUGACGUCCACGUCCACAAGGCUGGACUUUUACAGAUCGGACUCUUUGAACCUGUGGUCUUUUUUUAGCAGCUGUGAGAAUCAUCACAGGAACAGACGUGGAUGUUUGUCGGUUGAACACGUGUUGAACUGAUGCUGAACCUUUGCAGUUUUGUCUCCAGGUCUGAUGUGAUCUGAGACGCGGUACCUUAAUGAUCAGAUGCUUUUCCGUGAUGCAGGAUGUCUACUAAGUCUUCCCUUUCUAGUGGCCCUUUGGUUUCUUUGUUCUCGUUGAUAUUAUGGACUUUGAACUGGACACCGGCAGAUCGGAUGGAAACGAUGGCGCAGUAUGUGAUUAAUAUGCACUGCAUUUAACACUUUGAAAUCCUUUUUAACAUUUUCUAUGAGACAUCCUGUGUUAUUCUCACCUUUUAAAGGUUCCGUAGAUUCAGAUAGAUUAUUGUGCCAAAGUUGAAUGUGUCGUCUUCGGAGCAUGACCCAGUCUGAGGUGAAAGAACACAGCAGGACAUAAACAUGGCCGCCGUGGGUUGGACACGGUCCUCUGGUAAAAACACAUAUUUCACUAUAGAGUUUGUCCAAGAAUUUACUCUUGGCCGACAUCUGGUGGAGUAGAUGGAUGAGAUGCCUGUCCUGUAAAUGUGAAGCUUCAGCCUCCUGCUCCUUAGCUGAGUUCACCUUAGCUUAGCUCACCUUAGUUCAGAGACUGGAAACAGGGGAACAGCCUGGGUCUGUCCAAAGGUCAAACUCACCCAACAAACAUACUCUGAUUAGGAUCUAAGUAUUUUGAGUCAGAAAACCUGUUGAUUAGGGACAAUGUGAUUGACAGGUACUGACCCUGCCUCCUUUAGUAUCUGCAGGUCAGUGUUUGCUUCAUUUGGUCCCGACUUUUAGUUCAAUGGUCAGUAACUGUGGUUCAGAGUCAGACAUAGUGACAGUAAUAAACCUCAACUGAGGAGGAGGAGUGUUCUGGUCGACUGUUGGUGGGGUUCAAACACCCUGACUCUUUUACAGUGAUUGUAAUAGAAUCUAUGUCCUCUUCAAUGGUCCUGGACCAACUGGACCUUUAAAUAUCAACUAUGCAUUUUGACAGAAUUCUGGACGUAUUUAUUUAAACAAUAAAUUAAAUAAAUCGUCUCCAAACUGAUCAACAUCCAGUCCAACCUCAGCCAGUUUUUCUGCUGCAUGUGAGGUCGAUAAUGGUCGAGGUGACCUUUAGGUUAAACCUUUAUAUGACCUUUAGGUGGACCCCCCCCCCCUUUGGAUCGAGCCAGGCUGGAGCUUCCAUCCUGUUCUGUCUCUGAAAUGUCCAAACGUCCAAACUGCUUUAAGAACCUGAUGCAUCUCCAAAGUGAAUCAACUCGUGUUUGAAACGAGGCCUUUGACUCGUAUCUGAAUCAGCACUGUUCGACAGUAUUUUCAAGAAUUAUUUGACUUGAAUCUGCACUGAAUACAAAACAAAAAAAAAACACGUGAAGCACCUACACCAGACUUUAGAAGAUGCACUUUGUCCUCCGGGGUCCUCGGUGGACUGAACCCUGAUUAGGCACCUUAAUCUCUUAUUAAACCAUCAAAUGGCUCUGAGAGACCAAACCUGUUUUAUAUGAAUAACUAAUGAAACCAGUAUUUUGCCUUUUUUUAUCCUUAAUGUUAAUGAUUCAUUGACUUUUCUACAGAUCUUUGUUGGAUGUUGAGGCUCGAACCCAGAACAAUCACCCAGUGCUUUGAGUCACUAAUUGCACAUGAGCCCCUUUUUAAUCUUUGCACCUUUUGAAGAUGUGUUCGAUUGUCAUUUUUAUUUUUUUUGUAUUAUCGGGAAUCGUCCCACAUCUUCCCCUCUGAUCCCCACCCCCCGCCAAUGAUGUGCACAUGUUCUUGUGGAUGUUAGCACUUCCCCGGCGAUGUUGUGUGGCGUCGUAUGCAGGCGGAUCCCGACAGCGCCGCAGGGACUCGUCUACGUGGCGGGAAACGUCGUCAAAGCGAUGCCGAAGUUUUGCAGAUAAACCUUUGUGCCUACGAGGCUCGUACACUUGUUUGAACCAAAUUUCACCAACUCUCACCCGACGCUGAGAGGGAAACGCUUUGGAAUCAGACCAAGUUGUGACGCAUGAUCGAGCUCCACUUUCUUUCUGCUGACGUUAAAAGAUGCCUGAAAACUCUGAAGUCGACUGUGGAAACUUCUACGUCCUUAAAGCUGUUCCUCUGUGUCUCUGAAUUUCAUUGUAUUUUGUCUCCAGGCAUUUGUCACGCGUCUUUGGUUACUGUAAAAAAAAUGUUUCGAUAUUUAACUGAUGUUUUCGCUGCAAGUUAAUGACACCCCCCCCGGUUUGUAGCAUCGUGAUGAGAGGCAGAGCUCCAUGUGUUACAGUUAUGUGACAAGUGCCUGGCAAUGAAAGGUAAGAAAAUGAAAGAAAAUGUGGAAGUAGACCUUUAGUCUGAUAGUGCAUGCAAUAACUCGACUAUCAACGCUUGUGUACAUACGACGACCGGGUCGUCAACCGGUUCAGAGGAACCGAAUCUUCAACAGAACCGACAGAAUUCAGCAUCGAACAGACGAUCGGCCCGGAAGCACAUCAGGGUUUUUCCACCAACCAUGAGGUUGCUUCAUUUACAUUAAAAUAAUGUGAAAUAUCAGAACAAUCACACAUUUGAGUGUUUUCGCAGACGUCUGGAUGAAGACGUUUAGUCUGAACUGAUGUUAAUGUUGAAUGUAACGUUCAUAAAGAUGUUAAAGUAUGAGAAAUCAAAGACUGAUCAGAUUUGAUCUGUACCUUCAUGUAGAAACAGGAUGUUCUUUUAUUUAUUUCAUCAGUUUUUUUCUUCGUUAUCUGUAGGUUUUUGACGAUUCGGACUCAUCUGUGGUUCCUCCGUGUUCUUCAGUGGUUUUAAUGAUCAAUCGUGAUCCGUGUUGAACUCAUGAAUGAAUGUAUCCUCGGCUUCAUUAUGAGUCUGGAAAAACCUGGAAAAGUCCCAGCGUUGACUUGAUUCUUGUCGACUCUGAGGCUACGUUCAGACUGCAGGCAAAUGUGGCCCAAAUCUGAUUUUUUUUUUUGGCCAUGUGACCUCUAUCCGAUCUGUUAAGGCAAAGACACACCAACCCAACUGCCAGUCAUCUCCAGUAAAAGUAGUUCUACUGAUCAGUCUGCUCCUGUCUCCCCAACACAGUCAAAAAAGUGUGAAGAACACAGCAAAUCGACUACUGACUUCAGCGUACAUUCUGCACUUGUGCAAGACGUAAAAUGACAGAACAUCUGUGUAAACCCAGAACUCGCUGUCGUCAGUCAUUGUUGUAAGUGUUCAGUAGUCCAGGAGGGUUGUUGUUGCUGUACUCGAGCAGAUGGUUAAUAAUAAGAAGAUACUGGUGUUGUCAACUCUAGGGCUUCUACUGGUGGAAGAAGAAAGAUGUUGCAGAUGAAAACUAAGGAGAAAUGACACUAUGCUAACAAUGCUAACAGUACUGACUCGAUGGAAUGAAUGAAGUCCAUAGUCAACACUGGCUGUCACUCAUUCAGAUCCGAUCUGAGCAAUGAAUGGACUGUUACAGAAGACAAUAAUAGUGUGCAGUACCUUGACAGAGCUGGAUUUACAUGGAAACUUCUUCACUGAUUCACUAGUCCAGGGCUAUCCCUCCACCAGUCAGACUGGUCCAACUGAACGAUGGGGAGUGGACGAUUACACAUGUUGAAUCAGCCAAAAAAGACUGGAGAUGGAAUUAACGACAGCUGAUCAAACAGAACAUACCAAACAGACUCAUGUCACUGACCGCAACAGACUGACCGACGACGACCAACCAACAAAAAUAGGGUUAAUGUGUCUGCACCUUUAAAGACGGUCUGAACAGAACUAAUCUGACCCAGACCACUUUCAUAUGUGGUCCUAAAUCUGACCCCGACCACUUUCAUAUGCAGUCCUAAAUCUGAUACAGAUCUAAUAUUUUCCAAUGUGACUUCAGUCUGAACGUCCAGGUCGCAUUUAUCCGACCUUUACGUCAUUGAAAUUCAACAAACGUCCCGGUUGUUCGUCCCACUUGUUGGUCGGAGCAGAGGAAAUCUAUAUUUCCUUCUGUAAACGCAGUGUGUGUAUGCAUGGUCUCAUAUUCCAUCAGGACCUCUUUAGUGCAUGUGGGUCACUUCAGGGUCACAUUCAGUUCAGACUCAAAGCUGAUAGAAGUCACAUUUAAUGUGGAAUAUGAACUAACACACAAAAAAAUCAGAUUUCACCCAAAAGUCCAAACUGUGCGUAAAGACCUGCUGUGGGCGGAGCCUUUGUUUCUCGCUCCGUGUCAUCAUUCAUUCGUUCACGUGCACUUCCUGUCGGCUCCAGGUUGGGCUUGGUCCUGUCCAGAACCAGAACCAGACCCCGGUCCUGAACAUGGUGUUCUUUCUUUCCUAGUACGUCUGUUUUGGAUGCUUUUGUAUGUUUGUAUCUAUGGAAGCCGUAUGUUUGGACUCAGAUAUUAGUGAUUGAUCCUGAAACAUGUACAAACGUGUGUUUUUAUUAGACUCAGUUUUAGAUUCAGCCGGUGUUGCCAAAGCGGCUUUUUGGUUUUUUACGUGGAGUUCAACAGGACAUAGAGUCACAACUCCAUAAAAGUACGAGAAAACACCUGGGAUAAAGAGGCUGAAGCUGCCGUUCUCCAUUAGAACCAGGUUUUGCUGUAGAACUGGUGUUCUUCUGUCAGUUCUGAUUCUAUGUCCGACACUUAACCUUGUGCAGUAGAACUAAGAGCUAACGUUGUGGUUUUGGUCGUUUCCUGUCCUAUUAUGCACCCAUGUCAGAGUACCUGUAUCUCCUAUACUUGUCUGCACUCGUUUACGUAUUUAGGGAAUAGUUGGUUGAAUGUUUGCCUCAAAGGUUUUCACUGGACAGCAGAUUUGGGCAUAAACACACCCUGUCAGAAUUGUAAUAUAUAUAAAUGUCAUUUUGUAAAGUCA
Molecule: messenger RNA, 9104 nt
Organism: Sphaeramia orbicularis (orbiculate cardinalfish)
Lineage: Eukaryota; Metazoa; Chordata; Actinopteri; Kurtiformes; Apogonidae
Gene: zhx1
Product: zinc fingers and homeoboxes 1
Exons: 8
Coding region: 926-3643 (905 amino acids)
Biological process (GO): regulation of transcription by RNA polymerase II
Cellular component (GO): nucleus
Molecular function (GO): DNA-binding transcription factor activity, RNA polymerase II-specific; DNA binding
Source: RefSeq, a predicted model, not a curated record